This is a messenger RNA of Eucalyptus grandis, 2458 nucleotides long. Its product is annotated as rust resistance kinase Lr10. The transcript is spliced from 2 exons. The coding region runs from base 1037 to 2254 and encodes 405 amino acids. NCBI's taxonomy places the organism in Eukaryota, Viridiplantae, Streptophyta, Magnoliopsida, Myrtales, Myrtaceae. Gene Ontology annotation, molecular function: ATP binding; protein kinase activity. The record is from RefSeq and is a predicted model, not a curated record. Gene Ontology annotation, biological process: protein phosphorylation.
GUCGGUCAUCGAGGAUUCUUGCACUAUAACCAUGAUGACAUUGGCAUCGAACUCUUUCUCGGAUUGGGGAAGGGAUCAGUAUUAUAGGGGGAGAUCAUCAUACAAGGACAUCCACAACGACAUGGCGCAGGGAUUCAAUCUAUCCUAUCGGAGUUCGUCAAGUGGAAUAUCUUGGUUUUGCUUCUGCGGUUUCAACUACCGGGGAAGGUGCAGUGAACAUAACUCUAGUAAGCGACUUUCGCUUUAGCUUUUCUUCGCUCCUUCCUCCUCUUCUUAAAUGCCCGCUCUGUCAAGAUAUCUUAUCAAAAUUUACUUAUCGAGUAACACGGCAAGUUUCAGUUGGAUAAUCAUCAUAUGUGAGACUCACACAUUGCCUUGCUAAUUUCUUUGAAUACCCAAUAAAAAAAAUUGCCACAUCACUGAAAUAAAAAAGUUCAAUAAGAUUUCCGAAUAGAUUUAGUAUGCAUCUCUCUUUUAUUGUUCUCUAACCCAUGGAGCUUUUCUGAAUUUGAUUACUUUAUUUUUUAUUAGGGAAAAAUGUUUGAUUACAUAGUACGUUGUGUCACUUUCAUGGUGGGUAUUACUAUGCAGGAGAAUAAAUUGUGCAUAUAUUAGAUGAUAUUUGUAAAUCAGAAUUACACACGAGUGACUGGCAAACGUAAUCAUUUGGUAUAUUUAGGGAACAAAAGCGAAAUCAUCUUUCUUCAAUAAAAAUGAUCACGCUAUGAUAACAUGGAUUCCUUGAGUAUAUGAAUAAAGUUGGAUCUAGAUGCCAUAAGGGAGAGUGAAACUCAGUCACUCUUCUUUGUUCUAGACUUCUCCAUUUGCAACUUUAAUAAAUAAAAGUCCGUCAUUGCACUUUGCAGUGAUUGUAUCAAUUCUUUUUUUUUUAUUUGGUCAUAGCUUAACGUGUACUAUUUUUAUACUUUACCGCCAAAAUAAUAAUUUAGGUCUCCAUCGAUUGAUUGUUAAUGCUUAUUAAUCAUUUUCAGUCAUCUCUAAACAAAUUCUCUUGCUUGCUACAGAUACUUCUACUAUGGUGGCGAUAGUUGCGAGAUAUGCACUUCCUUAUGUCCCCUUUUUCUUAGCCCAGUUCCUUGCGGCAAAAUUCAUACUCGGAGCUCCAUGUGUAUUGAUAUUUUUAGUCUAUAAGUGGAUGAGAAGGCACCAAGCAAUGGAUGGAAAGAUUGAAGAAUUCCUACAAGCUCAUAAUAACUUUUUGCCCAUAAGGUACUCUUACUCGGACAUCAAGAAAAUCACAAAAAAUUUCAAACACAAAUUAGGUGAAGGAGGAUAUGGCUCUGUGUAUAAAGGAAUACUUAGAAGUGGCAAUGAAGUUGCUGUUAAGAUUUUGAACAAACCAAAAUCUAAUGGCCAAGAUUUUAUAAGUGAAGUGGCUACUAUUGGAAGAAUCCACCAUGUUAACGUGGUGGAACUUGUUGGUUUUUGCUUCAACAACUCUAAGCAAGCUCUCGUGUACGAUUUCAUGUCAAACGGAUCUUUGGAUAAACACAUUUUCUCUAAAGAUGACGACAAUUCUCUUGACUAUCAGAAAAUAUAUGAGAUCUCUCGGGGUGGCCAGGGCAUCGAAUAUUUACAUCGGGGGUGCGACAUGCAAAUUCUACACUUCGACAUCAAGCCUCACAAUAUUCUUCUAGAUAAAAAUUUCACCCCAAAAGUUUCUGACUUUGGGCUUGCAAGACUUUAUCCUAUGGAUCAUAGCAUAAUAUCGUUGACUGCAGCAAGAGGAACUUUGGGAUAUAUGGCUCCCGAGCUAUUCUACAAGGACAUUGGUGGUGUCUCAUAUAAAGCUGAUGUUUAUAGUUUUGGGAUGUUGCUAAUGGAAAUGGCUAGUCGGAGGAAAAAUGCAAAGGCGAAUGUUGAACGUUCAAGUCAAAUUUAUUUCCCUUUGUGGGUCUAUGAUCAACUUAGCAGAAAAAACGAGAUUGAAAUAGAAGAAGUAGAAUGGGACAUGGAGAUAAUGAGGAAGAUGGUAAUAGUUGCCCUUUGGUGUAUACAGUUAAUCCCCAACGAUCGGCCAUCAAUGAGCCGGGUCCUAAACAUGCUUGAAGGAGAUAUCGAUAAGCUUCAACUCCCUCCUAAGCCACUUCUAUAUCCGUCUGAGAAGCCAUUUGAUGAUGUGGAUGCUGAAAUAGAACUUGAAUCAUUCCCAACUACAUCAAGUGCCCCAACAAUUUCUGAAGCAUACCAAUUUCAAAAUAGCAACGAGAUUCCACAAUCGCACAUUGUAUGAUUUUCUUUUCUUUCCGGUUUGAAUGAACGCCAAAUAAAGUUAGUUCCAUCCGAAGCAUAAUUGACUACGUAAAAUCGUGAUUUUAGCGUUUGUAGCAUCCUUUGUUUUGCAGAAGAAUUGCCUCUUUGGCUAUCUGUUUUCAUCUCUUGUUUCCUGACAUUUCAGAUCAAGCUCGACUUGUAUAAUGGAAUGAAUCUCUCUCUC